Triticum dicoccoides is the source of this 1641-nucleotide messenger RNA. Its product is annotated as fructose-bisphosphate aldolase-lysine N-methyltransferase, chloroplastic-like. The transcript is spliced from 15 exons. Gene Ontology annotation, molecular function: protein-lysine N-methyltransferase activity; protein binding. Gene Ontology annotation, biological process: peptidyl-lysine monomethylation. NCBI's taxonomy places the organism in Eukaryota, Viridiplantae, Streptophyta, Magnoliopsida, Poales, Poaceae. The coding region runs from base 48 to 1454 and encodes 468 amino acids. The record is from RefSeq and is a predicted model, not a curated record.
UGUUUGUUGUACCUAGAGCGGAACUGCAGCAGAAGCAGAGUAGGAGGAUGGCGGCGGGAGUGGUGCGCCGCCGCCUCGCCCUCGCCGGCGCCGGCGCCCCUCCUCCUUCUCCUCCUCCCAUCUACCGCCAGACCGCCGCAGCCAUCCCCAUCCCCGAGCCGCAGGUGAAGGAGGACGGUGCUUUCCUCCCCUGGCUGCGGAGCAAGGCCGGGUCCGCCGUCUCCUCGGCGCUGCGCAUCGGGACCUCGCCGCUGGGAAGGUCCUUGUUCGCUUCGCAGCCGAUCCAGGAGGGGGACUGCAUACUGCAACUGCCUCACACCGCUCAGCUUACUCAAGACAAACUUCCGCAGGAGGUCCGCCUGCUGCUCGACGAUGUUGAUGAUGCUGUUGCCGGGGACGCGGCGGCCAAGGUAGCCGUGCUCCUCAUGAUGGAGCAGCGCCUGGGACAUGAAUCGGGGUGGGCGCCUUAUGUUACAUCCCUUCCGGCCAAGGGUCAGAUGCACAACAUGAUGUUCUGGGAUCUGGAUGAGCUUGAUAUGGUCCGACAUAGCCCGGUCUAUGAUGAAGCCAUCCAACAGAAGGAACGAACCAGGAAACAGUUUUCAGCAGCAAAACCAGCUCUUGAACGUUUUCCACAUUUCUUUGGAGAAAUCAAACUGGAGGACUUCAUGCAUGCUUCUGCAUUGGUUUCAUCUCGAGCUUGGCAGACUUCUAGAGGUGUAUCACUGGUUCCAUUUGCAGAUUUCCUUAACCAUGAUGGUGCUUCUGGUUCUAUAUUAGUGUAUGACGAAGAGAAAGAUGUUUCAGAGGUCAUUGCCAACAGGAAUUAUGCUGUUGGUGAACAGGUCAUGAUAAGAUAUGGGAAAUACUCGAAUGCCACACUAGCACUUAACUUUGGGUUUACACUUUCCAGAAACAUAUAUGACCAGGCACAUGUUUGGAUAGAUAUGUCAGAGCAAGAUCCACUUUAUGAAAAGAAGCUUGACAUAUGGCAAAAGCACCACCGUACUCCGAAAUCUCAACACAUGUGCAGCUCUGGCUGUACUAGAACUUCUUUUGCCAUUAAGGAAGUCAAAUACUAUGGAAACAAAGGGGUUGGGAUUCCACAGGCCUUGCGUGCAUUUGUCCGGGUUUUCUGUGCCACCUCAAUUGAAGAAUUGGAAGAGAUGGCCAUGGAGGCUGCUGAAAAUGACGGCCGGCUUGCGAGGCGUCCUCUGAAGCAUGCGGAGAGAGAAGUCCAUGCUCACCGCAAGUUGCUUAUGCACCUUGAAAGCAUGAUUCAGGGUCAUUCUACAGCUAUUGAGCAACUUGAAACCAUUGAUGGCGCUGCAUCUAGGAGCAUGCAUCCGUUGAGAAAAGAGAUGGCUAAAAAUUUACUUGCCGGCGAGGUACAGGUUUUGCAGAGUGCUUAUGCAUGGGUUGCAAACUACUGUAAGACUGUGGCAUGUACAUGAUCAUCCCAGCCUAAUUAUAGAUUUGAGGAGCAUGCAUGAGAGGGAGCGUAGGAUUGCCAGCCCUGUAUAGAUGCAUCUCGAGCACUUUUAUUGAUAUAUAGAUUUGAGGUGCUGCUAGAAAUAUUAGGCAUGUUUGUAACCUACAUGAUUUUUUGGAGGUUUUUGAAUGAAAUUUAUGCAUUUUCAA